Molecule: messenger RNA, 2698 nt
Organism: Coturnix japonica (Japanese quail)
Lineage: Eukaryota; Metazoa; Chordata; Aves; Galliformes; Phasianidae
Gene: API5
Product: apoptosis inhibitor 5
Biological process (GO): negative regulation of apoptotic process
Cellular component (GO): nucleus
Molecular function (GO): RNA binding
Source: RefSeq, a predicted model, not a curated record
CGCUCUGGGACUUCCGCCUCGUUGGUGCUGACGGCGGCGGCCUGCGCGGAGCGGCGGCGGCCUGAGCGGCGACGGUGGCGUCAGCGGCGGCCUCGGUUGCAGCGGCGGCUCUGCCCCUUCCCCGCCGCGCCAUGCCCACCGUGGAGGAGCUUUACCGCAACUACGGCAUCCUGGCGGACGCCACGGAGACGGCGGGCCAGCACAAGGAUGCCUACCAGGUGAUCUUGGAUGGUGUGAAAGGAGGUGCCAAGGAGAAAAGACUUGCAGCCCAGUUUAUUCCAAAAUUCUUCAAGCAUUUUCCUGAAUUAGCUGACUCAGCUAUCAACGCCCAGUUGGACCUCUGUGAGGAUGAAGACGUUUCUAUUCGGCGCCAGGCAAUUAAGGAGCUGCCUCAGUUUGCCACCGGAGAUAAUCUUCCCCGAGUAGCAGACAUACUGACCCAGCUUCUGCAGUCAGAUGAUUCUGCAGAGUUCAAUUUGGUGAACAAUGCUUUGCUCAGUAUAUUUAAGAUGGAUGCUAAAGGGACUUUGGGAGGCUUAUUCAGUCAAAUUCUUCAGGGGGAAGAUAUUGUGAGAGAAAGAGCCAUCAAAUUCCUCUCUACAAAACUGAAAACCCUACCUGAAGAGGUGCUGACUAAGGAGGUUGAAGAGUUCAUAUUAGCUGAAUCAAAGAAGGUACUGGAAGAUGUGACAGGUGAAGAAUUUGUUCUGUUCAUGAAGAUAUUGUCUGGAUUAAAAAGCUUACAGACAGUAAGUGGGAGGCAACAACUAGUGGAGCUGGUAGCAGAACAAGCUGACCUGGAACAAACGUUCAAUCCAUCAGAUCCAGACUGUGUGGACAGACUUCUGCAGUGUACUCGACAGGCAGUGCCACUCUUCUCAAAGAACGUUCAUUCCACAAAAUUUGUUACUUACUUCUGUGAGCAUGUACUUCCGAACCUCAGCGCUUUGACUACUCCAGUGGAGGGUCUUGAUAUCCAGUUAGAGGUCUUGAAACUUCUUGCUGAAAUGAGUUCAUUUUGUGGAGAUAUGGAAAAGCUGGAAUCAAAUUUGAAGAAGCUAUUUGAUAAAUUGCUGGAGUAUAUGCCACUUCCUCCAGAGGAAGCAGAAAACGGGGAAAAUGCUGGUGGUGAAGAGCCCAAGUUGCAGUUCAGUUACGUUGAGUGUCUCUUGUAUAGCUUCCAUCAGCUGGGUCGUAAACUUCCAGACUUCCUCACAGCCAAGCUGAAUGCAGAGAAAUUGAAAGACUUUAAAAUCAGGCUACAAUAUUUUGCUCGAGGUUUGCAGGUGUAUAUUCGACAGCUUCGUCUAGCACUCCAAGGUAAAACAGGAGAAGCCUUGAAAACAGAGGAGAACAAGAUCAAAGUGGUUGCUUUGAAAAUCACCAAUAACAUUAAUGUUUUAAUCAAGGAUCUCUUCCACAUUCCUCCUUCUUAUAAAAGUACAGUCACGCUGUCCUGGAAACCAGUACAGAAGGCAGAUGCAAAUCAAAAAAGAACAAGUGAAGAUACAACCUCAAGUUCACCUCCAAAGAAAGCUUCGGCAGGACCAAAAAGGGAUGCCAGGCAGAUAUAUAAUCCUCCCAGUGGAAAAUACAGUAGUAACCUGGGCAGUUUUUCUUAUGAGCAAAGAGGUGGUUUCCGGGGUGGACGAGGAAGAGGCUGGGGAGGACGUGGCAAUCGUAGUCGAGGAAGAAUCUACUGAGUAGACCAUUGUAUCUUCCUUCCCUGGCCCCAGUGGGCUAAAGCGAAAGUACACUCAGCAAGAGAUUGCUUGGAUAUUGUUUCCUUCAAGGACUGCCUUCUGCUCAGACUGACUUAAAUGUUCUUUAUACCUUUGUAUGUAUGAUCUACUUUUCUAACGGACUACAACUUGUCCAUAGUGAAACUACAACUGUAUUUUUGGAUGCUUACAGUCAGCAGUUUUGGGUUCUUAUUUUUGAAGUGUCUUCACGAUUUAUUGAAAAUUGGAAAAGAGCGUAGAUGUUUUAUCAAAACUUACAUCUUGAUUGUUUGCAUAUUAACCUAAAAAUCAACUACUGCAUUACUGAUACUAUGUAAUUGAUUUUAUGUAUUAAGUAAUGGAUAGGAAAGGCAUGACUACAGAGAUAUGUCAGAUAAGCUUAGCACCUAAAGUAAUCCUUUCCUUAUCUGUAAUCACAUUUUGCAAUAUGUGGAGAAGAGUACCAUUGUUAGAUUUGCUUUUAUUUACUUACAAUGAAUUUGACUGAGACAUGCUGGUUUUCUGAAGUUUGCAACUUGGUUGGAAAUUUAUUUUGCUUGUGGCAUGAAGCAGAGUCCUUUCACUUAGAACUGUGGAGAAUGUGGUGUUCUUUUGUUUUGUACUUCUUACUCUUCUCCGUGCAUUGUAAUGCAAAAGUGGUGUUUUGCAAAAGGAAUUUUAAAUGUUUGAUAUGAAUACGUGCAUAUACUUAUGCCAUGAAAUUACAGGAAAUGAACAGGAAAAACGAAACAAUAAAUCACUAGAAAUAUUCCAGGAAUGGGUAAAGACUGAUGCAGUGAUUAAGCUUUGUAGACUGGAGCCGGACCAUAGCAGUACCUGGCUCUUUUCUGUGUUUUACAGAUUUCUGGGUUAGUUGGCACUCGAAGGUUGUGUUCUUGUUUUGUCUUUUUACCAACACAGUUGCAUUUAAAAAUAUAUAAAUAAAAUUGUAUUUUGGCUAAUGUUGAAAAAUUCCA